Chiloscyllium plagiosum (whitespotted bambooshark) is the source of this 2641-nucleotide messenger RNA. RefSeq names its product tectonic family member 2 (gene tctn2). The record is from RefSeq and is a predicted model, not a curated record. Gene Ontology annotation, biological process: cilium assembly; protein localization to ciliary transition zone; smoothened signaling pathway. Lineage: Eukaryota; Metazoa; Chordata; Chondrichthyes; Orectolobiformes; Hemiscylliidae. Gene Ontology annotation, cellular component: MKS complex.
GGCACUAGCCCCUGAUGGUGAGGCUAUGGCUGGUGGGCUGUUCGCAAUCCUCAGCCGGUUGCUGUGUUGUGGUGUCCUGCUGAGCCCGAACCUGAGCCGUGGCCUGGCUGGUCUCGUGUUCCAACCAUCUUUCCUGAUUGCAUCAGGACCUGAAGUAAAUGUAUACCUAGUGGGAGAGAACAGCUCCGCGGCUCAAGUUGGUGUGGAAACAGUUACUCACCUUAAUGAUUCAUCACAAUCUGACUGUGUGAAGGCAAGUGCCACUGACCAGUGGUUACUGACUACUUCUGAGGAUGAGAUGAAUCGCAAUGUGCAGUUGACUCUAGAUCGGUCUCUGGUACCUUGUGAAGAUUUAUUAAAUGAAACCAAUUGCUGUGCAGAGCCUCUGUGUAUUGUUGAAACUCUCCGUGUGACUGCUUGCCUGGAUGGCAACCUUGCAGCAACACUGCUUGUUCAAGUUAUGAUAUUUGUGAACUCAACAUUUCAUGGGAUUGUAAAUGAAAGCAAGGUGCUGAUUCCAAAACAAAAAUAUCACCCUCUUGGCCCAUGUCCAUGCAAUUUAACUGCAUAUGCUUGUGAUGUGCGAUGCUGUUGUGAUGAGGAAUGCACACCCAGUAUGAUUCAGCUGUUCCAUUCUUACUGUUUUACUGGGGUAUUUGGAGGGAAUGUAUCCCAACCAUUUGACCACUUAUGCUCUGUUCAGAAUGCAAAUGCUCCUGACUGGUUCCCUUUCCUCUGUCUCGAAUCUUCUUUUGAUAACUCGCCAUACUUGGGGCUGUUCUAUGAUGGUGAUACUGUCAGUGUUUCUCAUGACGUUUCGUUUGGGACAGCCACAUCUGCAGUGCUAAAUGUACCUGUUGGCUAUCAUCAUGGUGAUCAUAUUGUUAAAAAUGAAGAUGAAUACCUUGCUAUUCCACAGAGAUCUUUGAACGGUCAAUGCUUGACAAAUGCACCUGUGGCUUACCUUGAAGAUUUUGAUGCACGUUGUGUGACUCCUCUAACUGCUGCAGCUUGUAUGGAUAACCAUGACAUUAGCGAUGAUAUCCGUAUCCAAAAUGGCCAAGGAUUGUUGAUCUCGGCUGUCAUAACCUAUCAGAAAACCACAGACCUCAGCAAAUUCAUUGCCACGACCUCUGUGAAUUUCGGGCCAAGUCCUGCUAACCAGUCCUGGUUUCCUGAACAUCUGAAUAUCACAGCUUCUGUAGAGCCGAUUCAUAAAUCAGAAACCAAACUUGUAGAUGGAAUCUGUGAAAAUAUGAUUUUGCAGGCAGAUUAUGUCUUCAGUUGGAAAGGAAAUGUGAUCAAUAAUGUUACUUUGCUUGUCACAGUGGGAAAUGUUCCCUUAGAUCCUCCAGCUACUUUGACACAAAGAUUCAGUGUGACUUUCACUAACUUCAGAAAUGGCCAUCCAUCCAAUGUGACUCUGUCUGGAAACCCAGGUUAUCAAAUUGGCAAGCCUGUUUUAGGUGCUUUUGAAAAUGGCAGCACCUUACAAAAGGCUCCUGUAAGCAUAUGGCAACCAGUUGGAAAUGGGUUGUGCUCAUCAGCUCAAAUCACAUCAGUGUUGUUUGGAAAGAACUCCCUCUCUGGUUGCCUGUUGAGACUUGGCAUUGAUGCUUUUGAUAACUGUGCUGGUCUUAGGUCCACUAUUUAUGAAAAUCUUCUGAAUCUGGUGCCAACAAAUAUAUCAAGGAGAGGAAAUUCAAAUCCAUCUGAUCUGUCAGAAUGGGUGCCAUUGUUCAAAGUUCUUCCUAAUGAUUCUGCCAAUUUUGAAAGUGAAUUAAGCAGCUUCUGCACUGGGAUUCCUGCCAACUUGAACCUUUGGUUCUUCACAUCUGUUGUUGGAGCAAUUGAAGGAGUGCCACAACACGAAAUACUAGGAGCUGAAGCAAAUUUUUCCACAGUGACCUGGCAAGUCAACUGUGGAGGAGGAGAUGCAGUAGUCUGUGAGAACAGUUCGCUUUUACAGCCCUUUUCAGUCAGCUCUUCUGUACAGUUUAUCGAAAUACCUGUACAGCCUGAACCAAUGAAAACCAGUUUCCAGAUGAAUUACUUUGAAUAUGACUGCUCUCGAAAUGAUAUUUGUUGGCCUGAGCUUGCUUACCCAUUGACAAGACGUUACCAAGGUGAAACAUACUCUCGGUCGAUUGCUCAUGGGAUGUUGCUGGUGUUUUUCUUUUUGAUGACUGCACUGUUGGGAGACCCCUGGAACAAAAUCCGUAAAGCUUGGCAGAACACUAUGUUUCAUUAGACUACUGCGGGAGGUCCAUGCACAAACAUUUCACUCCAGUCUUUUUAUUUAUUGAAUCAAUAACUUGUGCAACUGAAAGAUUCAUGAGAUGCAGGUGACCAAGAAGGCCAUUAACUUGAUUGAUUUGGAAUAAAGCCUAGAACCAUUCAGCACAAUACAGACCCUUCAGCCCUCGAAGUUGUGCCGACCUUUUAUCCUACUCUAAGAUCAAACUGACCUACAUAUGUUUUACUAUCAUCCAUGUGUCAAUCCAAGAGUUGCUUAAAUGUCUUAAUGCAUCUGACUCUACUACCAUGGCUGGCAUUCAUUCCAUGGACCCACCACUCUCUGUGUAAAAAACCUACCUCUGACAUCUCCCCUCAACCUUCCUCCAACCGCCUGAAAAUUAUG